Sesamum indicum (sesame) is the source of this 1473-nucleotide messenger RNA. Its product is annotated as putative bifunctional methylthioribulose-1-phosphate dehydratase/enolase-phosphatase E1. The record is from RefSeq and is a predicted model, not a curated record. Gene Ontology annotation, molecular function: magnesium ion binding; acireductone synthase activity. Lineage: Eukaryota; Viridiplantae; Streptophyta; Magnoliopsida; Lamiales; Pedaliaceae.
UAUCCGAUAAGAUGGAUCGAAAGACAAACCUGAAACAAGAACAUCAGCGAGCAGUGGCAUCUUUCCACACAAACACACACACACAUAUAUAUCUACACAUAUAUACAUACAACCAUGGCUGCAGCUUCAGCAGCUCCAUUCACCAUUAAUGGAGCUGUGAAGACACAGGCAUAUUUGGAUGGCAGCAGAGUGAAAGAAACUAAGGCACUGAUUCCAGAGUUUUGUCGCCAAUUUUACCACCUGGGCUGGGAAUCCGGCGCUGGUGGCAGCAUCACCAUUAAAGUGCAUGAUGAUUCCACUCCCAAACCCCAUCAACCCAUUGUCAUGUCCCCCUCAGGCGUACAGAAGGAAAAGAUGAUGGAGGAGGAUAUGUAUGUGUUGUCUCCUGAUGGGUUUGUGUUGUCUGAACCAUUGCCAAAGUCCUGCCCUAAUAAGCCUCCCAAAUGUUCUGAUUAUUGGCCCUUGUUCUUGGAGGCUGAAUGCUACCACUAUCUCUCUGAUGCCGCCAUUAAACUCUAUCAACUAGGCCUGAACUGGUCGACCCCAUCUCACGGCCCCAUUCGUAGUCCCAAUGCAGUUCUAGGCAGUAACAGAAAUGCUAAAGUCUCAGCAAAGGCAGGGACCCGUUCUCCAAAUAAUGGCACUGAACCAUCAAGACGUUGCAUUGUUCUAGACAUUGAAGGAACUACAACUCCCAUAUCAUUUGUAACGGAUGUUCUCUUUCCAUAUGCUCGUGAUAGUGUGGGAAAGCAUUUGGAACUGACUUAUGAUACCGCCGAAACUCAGGACGAUAUUAAGCUACUGCGUGCUCAAGUAGAAGAAGAUCUAGAAAAUGGGGUUCCUGAUGCCGUUCCCAUACCCACCGACGGAGUGAAAGAGGAUAUAAUCCCAGCUGUGGUCGCUAACGUGGAGGCAAUGAUUAAAGCUGACAGGAAAAUAACUUCCCUGAAACAGUUACAAGGUCAUAUCUGGCGAACUGGAUUUCAGAGUAACGAGUUAGAGACGGUCAUAUUCGAUGAUGUUCCUGAAGCUCUGGAAAAGUGGCAUUCUCUCGGAAUUAAGGUUUACAUAUAUUCCAGCGGCAGCAGAUUGGCGCAACGGCUCUUGUUUGGCAACACAAAUUACGGCGACCUCAGGAAGUACUUGAGUGGAUUUUUUGAUACUACAGUCGGGAACAAGAAAGAAACAAAAAGCUACAUCGAAAUAACGGAAUCUCUGGGAGUAGAUAAUCCAUCAGAGAUUUUAUUCGUCACCGACGUAUAUCAAGAAGCUACAGCUGCAAAAGCAGCAGGUUUGGAAGUGAUAAUUUCAAUUCGGCCUGGGAACGGACCGCUUCCAGACAAUCAUGGCUUUCGGACAAUAACUUCAUUUUCGGAGAUUUGAGGCUGAGUAAACUAGUGAAUGUGUAUCAAUCAAAUAAAAUGUUACCUUCUUUUGCAAGUUGUAAUUUCUAGUGGGUUUUACUGUUUUUUU